Molecule: messenger RNA, 1229 nt
Organism: Ruditapes philippinarum (Manila clam)
Lineage: Eukaryota; Metazoa; Mollusca; Bivalvia; Venerida; Veneridae
Exons: 7
Coding region: 5-1210 (401 amino acids)
Biological process (GO): protein phosphorylation
Cellular component (GO): plasma membrane
Molecular function (GO): protein kinase activity; ATP binding
Source: RefSeq, a predicted model, not a curated record
GAAAAUGGCUUCUGGGGGAGGUCUUGUGGUAGCAGGAGUACAUAUACAUGGGGGAGGACCUGGGUGGACAGCACCUGUUGGGGCUCCUGCUGGAGUGCCUGUCUAUCUCGAAAACAAAGAGGCUUAUUACUUACGUAUGCAUUUGCUUAUAGUAAAAGAGGUAGCCGCCUUGUUAAGGGCACGAUUUGAUUUCGCUGUACCGCCACACCAAAUUCAUACGACGAUACAUAAUUCCAUGAAUAUCUUAAAUUAUGGAAAGAAAAAAAAUCUUCUUAAUAAAACGCAAUGGGGUCUUUUAUUUCCGCAAUAUUAUCCACCUUCUUCUGACACUUUCGACGUUAUUCUCUUAGCUUAUCUACUCAGACACAUCUGUGGACUUAAGUCAAAUUCGAAAUGGUGGGGUGUAACUAACAACAGCAAGAUUCCCGACAUUGUAGUUACUGAGGAAGCUGACAUUGCUCGAUUGAGGAAUUUAAGGAAUUAUAUGCUGCACAAACAAGUUGCUUUAUUAGAGCCGGCAGAAUUUGAAGACAUGUGGGACCUAGCAGAAAAGGCCAUUCUCCGACUUUCUUCAAAGAUGAAUAUGGAUAUUGAAGAUAAGAAGAAGAAACUGGAUGUCUUGAAGAAUAAACAAUUGGAUUCAGUCACAGGAAAACUGACUAAUAAUAAAGAUCACAGUGGUAGCAGUCAACCAAUACUGUCUGUGCAAGAUGAACAGGAAAGUGAACAGAUGUCACAGGAAUAUUCUUGUUUGUAUGACGGUCGCUUAAUAGAGCUUACAGAAAGUACAGUAAGGAACUUAAGAAAUGAAAAUACCGAUGAAAUCGGCAAGGGUUCAUUUGGAAAAGUUUAUGGAAGUGGUCGUCCAUCAAAACGUUUUGGGAUGGAUGUUGUCGUCAAAAAGAUACCUUUAGAUAAUGGACAAGAAAAAUCCGUUAAAAGGGAAAUGAUAGCAUCAAGAAUUGUGCACCCAUUUAUUCUUCCGUUGCUUGCUGCAUCAAUGGUUCAACAGUGUGAUGGGAGAAAAGAGUUUUGGUUUGUCACUCCACGUUGCAGAAAUGGUGACCUUUUCACGGUCCUUAAAGAAUACAGAGAAAACAAGGAUGCAAGAGUGAAACUAAAUGCAGUGAAAAGAGUGAAGAUUAUUUUCCAACUUGCAUUAGCUAUCAAGUACAUUCACACUGCAGUGCGUGGAGUCAGGUACCAAUAAGAUAUAUUUCUUGAAUAUU